UUAGAUAUCGCAAGAAUGUUUUAUAUGAAGAACUACGCAAUUGUUUUUCUUAUACUAAUCAACUUUAAAAUUGCCACAUCAUUUUACACAACAAGAAAAACGGAUGAUUCAACUUCAGACCUUCGAAAAAUCGCCAUUCAUCGAAACACUGGGGAAAUUUAUGUUGGAGGAAAAAACGCUCUUUUACGAUUUAAUUCAAAAUUCGAAAAUGCGUCUAGCAUUUCUUUUAGAAGAAAGUAUUGUGUGCAAAAUCAAAUCAGUAUUUGUGGAAAUGCAACAGCUCCGGAUGAUAUAGUGGAGGUUUUAGAGUAUUUACCAGAAAUAAAGAAAACACUGAUGUGUGGAUCACUGGAACAUAAAAGUUGUAAUUUACUGUCUGGAAAAGAGAUAUCGCCAUUAUCUGAUAAGAAAGCAAACUAUAUAGACAGUAGAAAAGGUUCCAUACUUGUUCCGAUACAAAAAGAACAGACUUGGAUCUACUUUAUUGGAACAAGUUGGGAUGGAGGGAAUUCAGUGGAAAGUGAAUUUUCCUUCAAAAAGUUAUAUAACGAGGAAUUUUUGGACGAAUCCGUGUACUCUAAAAUGAAACUUUGUGACCAAGAACGACGAAAAUCGAAUCUAAAAUUUAUUUAUGGAUUCCAAGAUGAAGAGUUUGUUUAUUCAAUCUAUCUAAAAAUAAGAAUGGAAGAUUCUAGAAACUAUUAUGAAACCAAACUAUCUCGAAUUUGCAAAAACGACGAUUACAUGGGUUCAUUUAGUGAAAGAAUAUUGUCCUGUAAUCAACAUAACAUUGCUACUGCUGCAUAUUAUUUGACUAAUGGGACUUUGUAUGUGGCUUUUGGAACGGGAAGCCAUUCUCUUGAAGCCCUCCCAUCGUCUGUUGUGUGUAUGUUGGACAUCCAGGAAAUCAAUAAAAUGUUUACGUUUACGCAUAUCAGUUGUUAUUCAAAUAUUAAGAAGAGUGGAUAUACUCCUCCUCGUUGGAAUAACUGUGAGCAUAGAAGAUGCAACAAGGAUUCAGAUAUUCCGGCAGGGAGAAUUUGUACAAAUGGUAAACUACGCUCUCUAUAUGGAAUUGAAAGUAUAGCACCCAUACCUGGAAGUCAAGCCGAGAUUUAUAGACAUGAGAAGAAGUUAUUUACGAGUGUUUUCUCAAAUGGAAUGACAGAAUAUCAAAAUCCUUUAGUAUGGAUUGGAACAAACGAUGGGUUUCUUUUAAAAGUAGGCAGUACUUCACCUACUGGGUCUCGGGUCUACGUCGAAUUUGAUCUCACAAAAAAUAGAAGUGUAAAAAUAGAACCUGAUGUAGAGAUUGUUGAGGAAGGAAAGUACGCCUACAUUCUGUAUGGUAAUAAGGUUUCCAAAUUUCCUCUUGAUUCCUGUCAAAUCCAUACAACUUGUGGAGCUUGUGUUUUGAGUGGUGAUCCUUUAGGAUGUGGUUGGUGCAAAGAUGUCUGUCUGAAGAAAGACCUGUGUAAGUCCACAUGGUACAAUGAUAGUUGCCCGCCAUUUAUACACGAGGUAUUUCCUACCAGUGGACCAACAGAAGGUGGGACAGUUCUUACCUUAAAGGGAAGGAAUUUUGGAUCCUCGAAUCUAAAUCCUCCCUCAAUAUCUGUGGGGAAAACAAAAUGUGAAAAUGUCACUUGGAAUGAUACGAACAUUCAGUGUGUCCUCCCGAUGUCCAAAAAUUUUACUGAUGUGGUCAUUGUAAAAACAUAUCCUCAGAAUUCAACACAUGGAUAUAAAAUUAAGGGAGAUUCAGAAAUUGGCAUUUAUAAUUUCUCAUUCAAGGUCCCGAUUGUGAUGUCAGUGAGUCCCACAUUUGGUCCACGACAUGGAAAUACCAUUGUUACCAUCACCGGUGAAAAUCUGGAUAUUGGAUCAAAAACUUCUCUGUCAAUGUGUAAAAUGAUAAGGAUAAAUUCCUCUAGCAUUCUUUGUAAAAUAAAUGAAUGUCUGAUAGUUCGGUCUGGAAGUGAAGGCUUUAAACCCAUUAAGCAAUGUCCAUAUUGUGAUGAUUUCGUGAUUGAAAUAGACAAUUUCAAAUUUUGGAAUAAAACAUUCUGCUACAAACCAAACCCUGUUGUUCAAAAUAUUUCACGAACAAGUACAAUGAAAAGUGGUGGGUUGAGGUUCAAAAUAUCAGGACGUCAUUUUGGUUCUGUACACUCAUAUGUGUUCCGUACCAUAAUUAAUUCCACAUACAUCAAAGAUAUGAAUUGCACUCAAAUUAAUGGAACUGAAAUAAUAUGUAAGACGCCAAACUUGUCAAAUAUAUCCGAAGUGAGGCGAGCACAAGUUGUUUUACUUCUGGAAGACGAUGCCUUCUAUUGGAAGUCCUGGAAUAAUCAGAAACCCGUGCAUUGGAAAGUUUACCAAGAUCCUCAUUUUAACACCCUCAGAACCUCUCUUUCUAAAGAAGUGUUACAUGAUACUCGCCUGGAGCUAAAGGGAAGAAACCUUGAUGGUUUACGGCCUGAGGAUAUAGUUGUUACCUUAGAUGAAAUAGAAUGUCCAGUGAUUGAUGUCCAGUCUUCCUUAUUAAAAUGUGAUCUAACGACAGCAAUUGAACGAUACAACAUUCUAGAAAGAGACAUGGCAUUUAAAGUGGAGGUAUCAAUCGGAAAUCUCAGACUCUUACUCGGGGAUAUGACUCUAAAGCACCAAGUAAAAUUACACCUAGCUGGCAAUAAGACAGUCAUACCUAUUUCCUUGAUCAGCUUUUUUAUAGUUCUUCUAAUAAUUUGUGCCAUAUGUAUGAAGGUUAAUAGAAUAGGACCAUUUAAACGAAAGAUUCUUCAUCACGAGUCCUCCGUGGUUUUCCAAGCUGAGAAUCACACUGCUCCAGUGUCCCGAAGAUUACUUCCGGAUCCAGACCCUGAGAGCAGCACGAGUGCCAGACUAAAUGAUUAUGUCCGAGAUCUGGAUGGCAUGAUUAUAGAAAAACGAUCGUUUGAUGAACUGGACAGUGAUUUCUGUGUCACGGUUCAAGUGCUCGAAAAACAAAACCUCCUGAUAGAUGGAGAUAACUUAAGAUUUGACCGUAACUGCGGUAACUUAGGGCGAGGGAACUUUGGUUGUGUAUAUAAAGCUUUUCUUAGGAGACCAGAAGAACAUCUUGAGCUUACUGUUGCUGUGAAGACAAUCAUAAGAUCCAGCGAUGCAGAUGUGACGGCGUUCUUAAAUGAAGCAUUGAUCAUGAAGGAUUUCAACCAUCCGAAUGUCCUUACGUUAAUAGGAAUAACUCUGGACAAGGGGGAGUUCCCAAUGGUCAUUCUACCAUUUAUGCAAAAUGGAUCCCUAUUGUCUUACAUAAGGAAUGAAAAUAAUAUGCCGACUGUAAAAAUGCUGGUAACCUAUGGUCUUCAUAUAGCACGUGGUAUGGAGUAUAUGGCUGAAAAUAAGUUUGUCCAUAGAGAUUUAGCAGCAAGAAAUUGCAUGCUGGACUCCAAUUUUAUCGUAAAAGUUGCAGAUUUUGGGCUUACUCGGGAUGUUUAUUCCAAACAAUAUUACAGUAGUGAAAACAAAGAACGUCUGCCAGUCAAAUGGAUGGCUCCUGAGAGUUUGGAACAGGGAAAAUACUCAGCAAAAUCAGAUGUUUGGUCUUAUGGAGUGUUGUUGUGGGAGUUAAUGACAAGAGGAGCUAUCCCCUACCCGGAAGUGGACAACUGGGAUGUGUGCACUUACAUUAAAACCGGAAGGCGACUGCAACGACCAGAAUAUUGUCCUCCCCAUUUGUAUCGACUUAUGAGAAUGUGCUGGCAGGAGAAUCCGAUGCAGCGACCUCCAUUCAGUCGAAUGAGAGAAGAAAUUGAAAAGUUAUUAGAUAUUAAGGGGAAUGGUAAGAUGGUAGGGGACACCCAAGUUGAUCUUGAGCGAUGUACGAACUAUCAUUACAUGGACGAAGUGAGUCUCGCUCGACAAAGGAGUCUAAGCACCAAGUGGUCAACUUCGUCGGAGGAUGCCGCUCUCUUGUAAGGAAUAUUGCAAAGAGACCAUGAGCCCUUUGGAGUGUGUCCCCGAGGAUGUACUUCUGUUUGUUGCCCAUAACUUUAUUUAAGGCAAUGAAGGGUAGAUAUCUAUUGUACGAUGAACUGUAGUUAUGAAAUACACUGUUCAGUUUUAAAACAAUAACCAAUUAAAGUUUUACAAGGUUCUGAAAUAAACUUUCCACUUUUUUUUUUAUACAUUUCUGUGAGUUGAAUUGUUUAUGAAUUGUUUAAUGCAAUUUUUCUUUCUUUUUUUCUUUUUUAUUAUAUUUUAUUUGUUUGUCUGCAGAGAGCAGUCCAUUUGUAACUAUUAUUCCAUGGUUUUAUGACAGCAAUUUGAUCAAACUAUUGGUGCUUAUCACAUAGUGAUUGUUUCUAAAGCUGUUUUAGUAGAUAAGAAAUAUAUUUAAAGUUCUUUUUUCUUUUAUACUAAAGAGAACUGGAUUUUCAUGGUAGUUUUUCUGACAAUUAGUAUUUCGAUCUCCUGGAAAAGAAGAACAAUGUCUAAAGAUAACAUAUAAUUGCAUUAAAUUGCACCGGUCGGCAGGGGAUGUUCACUCCUCCAUGGCACCUGAUUCCACCUCUGAUGGUUUAGAGGUCCGUGUUUGCUCUGCUACUGAUUUGCAUUGUUUGAAUGAACUUUUGAGCUUGAAUACUGUUCGUUUUUUUAUUUUUUUAUUUUUUUUUUUAUUUUAUUUUUUUUUUAUAAAUAUCAAGUUAUUACUGGAACAUCUCAACCUAAUAAUAGUCUAUGGCUAAAAAAAAAAAUAUUUCAUAUUUUUAUGGAGCUAUUGCAAAAUUUGAUGAAUUCCCAGCCUCAAUAUCAUAACAAAGAUAUGUGAGUGGUAUUUUUUUUUUAUCAUACUUCAAAAGCAUAUCAUAGAUGAAGCUCAAAAAUAUUUCAAAACUUUUUUCGACAUAUUUUCUUUCUUUCUUUCUUUUUUUUUUUGAAAUAGGUUUAUUUAAUUCAAAUCAAUUUUAGUUUUUUUUAUUUGUCAUUGUCAGAUAUAAAUUUUGGGCACAAAAAUAUAUUUACAUUAUUUUUGUUUCACUGCCUUACUUGGUUCUUUAGAUACAGAUGUAUAAUAAAUAUUGCAUCAUGUAUAUUUUGAUCUCCUGUUAGUUGUCCUUUUUAUCCCAGACUAGGGCAAAGAUUUACACUACUACCAUGACUGUAAAUAUUUAAUGUUUACUGUAUAGGGCUUUUGUUGUAUGACUUUGAAAUGUAUUUAAUAAAAAAAUGUUUUAUAUCAAA
Saccostrea echinata is the source of this 5247-nucleotide messenger RNA. RefSeq names its product hepatocyte growth factor receptor-like. The transcript is spliced from 19 exons. The record is from RefSeq and is a predicted model, not a curated record. Gene Ontology annotation, molecular function: transmembrane receptor protein tyrosine kinase activity; protein binding; ATP binding. Gene Ontology annotation, biological process: multicellular organism development; positive regulation of kinase activity; protein phosphorylation. NCBI's taxonomy places the organism in Eukaryota, Metazoa, Mollusca, Bivalvia, Ostreida, Ostreidae. Gene Ontology annotation, cellular component: signaling receptor complex. Bases 16 to 3981 code for a protein of 1321 amino acids.